CUGCUGAUGAGACCAGGAAGUUUGCCAUUUACAACUACUACCGCGCACGCGUUGUCUGCAGGGGAGAAGCUAGUUGAUCUGUCGCCACCACACAAGGCUACAACUAGCCUAGCAUGGUAGACUUUGAAAAACAUAUAGCUAUACAUCUUACGUAUCUAGAAUGUUUCAAACGCAGUUUUACAUUGUUUAGCAAAAUAACUGAUGGUGAAAUGAAUGGCUGAGAUACGAUUCGUUGCAUUUAGUGGAAGCAUGGAAAUGAAAGAGUGGGAUCUCUAGACAGCACCAUGAAGCAGUCAGUGAUAACCUAGGUCCUAGGGAACUCGGAUCUCUAACCAUUACUUUGAUCACUCGUCCUGAGAGGUGCGUACAUGGGAUUCCCAACAAUAGCAUGAAAUAUAAGCAUUCCUAUCAAGAUCUGCUGGAAAGGUUAAGUGUUAAAGCUGCUGCUGAAGGGGGAAGCUGGCCAUGUCACGGGUUCCUUCCCCUCCUCCACCAGGGGACAUGUCUACUGGACCUGUGGCAGAGAGCUGGUGUUACACACAGGUGAAAGUAGUCAAGUUCUCCUACAUGUGGACCAUCAAUAACUUCAGUUUCUGUAGAGAGGAAAUGGGGGAGGUUUUAAAGAGUUCCACCUUCUCCUCUGGACCCAACGACAAGAUGAAAUGGUGUCUGAGAGUCAACCCAAAAGGACUGGACGAUGAAAGCAAAGAUUAUCUGUCGCUGUAUUUACUUCUUGUUAGUUGUCCAAAAAGUGAAGUCAGAGCCAAGUUCAAGUUUUCCUUAUUGAACGCUAAAAGAGAAGAGACUAAAGCUAUGGAAAGCCAAAGAGCCUAUCGGUUUGUCCAGGGGAAGGACUGGGGCUUCAAGAAGUUCAUUAGAAGAGAUUUCCUGCUUGAUGAAGGCAACGGGCUGUUACCCGACGACAAGCUCACCCUGUUCUGUGAGGUGAGUGUGGUGCAGGACUCGGUGAACAUCUCUGGCCAGUCCAACAUUAACAUGCUGAAGGUCCCAGAGUGCCAGCUGUCAGAUGACCUGGGGAACCUGUGGCAGUGUUCCCGCUUCACUGACUGUUCCCUCUAUGUGGGAGGGCAGGAGUUCAAGGCUCACAAAUCCAUCCUGGCAGCGAGAUCUCCCGUCUUUAGCGCCAUGUUCGAACAUGAAAUGGAGGAGAGUAAAAAGAACCGUGUGGACAUCAGUGAUGUGGAGCCAGACGUGUUUAAGGAGAUGAUGGGAUUCAUCUACACAGGGAAAGCUCCCAACCUGGACAAGAUGGCCGACAACCUGCUGGCAGCUGCUGACAAAUAUGCCUUGGAGCGUUUAAAGGUGAUGUGUGAAGAGGCUCUGUGCAACAGCCUCUCUGUGGAGAACGUGGCUGAUACCCUCAUCCUGGCGGAUUUACACAGUGCCGAGCAGCUCAAAGCACAAGCCAUAGAUUUUAUCAACAGGUGCAGUGUCCUCCGACAGCUGGGCUGUAAAGAUGGGAAAAACUGGAAUAGCAAUCAUGCCACGGACAUAAUGGAGACGGCAGGCUGGAAGUCAAUGAUCCAGUCCCACCCUCACUUAGUGGCCGAGGCCUUCAGAGCCCUGGCAUCGGCACAGUGCCCGCCCUUCGGCCUGCCGCGGAAACGCCUAAAACAGUCCUGACUGCUACAGCCCUCUGAUCCAGACUGAGAGCUGAGACAGCAUGGAGACCCCCACCCGAGCAG
Molecule: messenger RNA, 1706 nt
Organism: Salmo salar (Atlantic salmon)
Lineage: Eukaryota; Metazoa; Chordata; Actinopteri; Salmoniformes; Salmonidae
Product: speckle-type POZ protein-like A
Molecular function (GO): protein binding
Source: RefSeq, a predicted model, not a curated record